AUGAAGGUGGAGCUCAAGUGCGUCGAUCUAAAGAUCCAGUUUAUUGGCGCGUCAGGGUUGCCGAAGAUGGAUGUUGUUGGGACGGCGGAUCCGUUCUUCACUGCGGACAUUGACGGUCAGAUCAAGUAUAUAUCAGAGGUGAAGGCGAACACGCUCAGUCCUGUGUGGAACGAGGUGUGGAACGUCAAGAACGUACCCAUUACUGCCAUGCUCCACGUCGCGGUCAUGGACAAAGAUAACGGUCCCACGGACGAUACCAUUGGAGGCUUCCAGAUCACCGUCUCCCCCGGUGCGAAAGAGGCAGAGAUCGAAGGUUCCGUCUUGAAACGUGCCAAGGGUACGUUCUGGCUCAAGAUCGACGUGACAGAGCCUGCAGAUACUAAAGUCCCCCAGUACACCUUCGAUGGUCCCAUCCGUUUCUCGCGACACUUCUCCCCCACGGUCGGUAGACUCACGAGCGUCAACGACGAGCGCCUAUAUUCCACCUGGAAAAUGUACCUCAAGGGUGUACCACUCAUCUUCGGCGACUUCCAACAGCCGUGGAACCACGGUUACCAAGCCGCACAGACCAUCUUCGGUACGGGUCCGUCCUCAUUUGCUGUACGGUCUGGUAUCCAAGCUGGCCACAAGAUGCUGUACGCUCGUCGAACCACCAACGGCUUCGGAACGAUCGAGUCAGCGGCGGACGUGCACCAUAUCCUUCAAGGAGGACGAAACCCGAACUCCCCUGUCGCGUCAGCUUCCCCUGCCACGCCACACCACAGAGUCAAGCCCGCCGUAUACACCUAUGUCAUCGCCGUCGAAGACUCGAGCUUCAGGUUCUCCGAGACCGGCGCCGCCUUCUUCGUCGACUUUGCCUCGAAGCACGCGUUACAUUCGAACUGCGCGGAGACGGUACGGUACAGCGGGGAGUUUCAUCCCCGUCCGAAGGGCGGCUGGCAGAACUUCAGCGAUGAGACGCCGGACGAGAGUGUCGAUUGGGAGUUGGUGAUCGAUAAUAAUUCGGGGACGUAUUCGCCCGAUAAGGCGAUGCUCCCCAAGCUCAAGCAGCUUUUGGAGUACAAUUUCCCGGGGUUCGGGAUCUAUGCGUUAGACCAUGAGGAUCCGCAGCUGAAGGAGAGCAGGGAGGCGUGCAGGAAUUAUGCGUUGCAGUAUAGGGCGGUGAAAAAGGAGGAGUUACAGCCGCAUUUGAAAGAGGGAGAAGAGACGUUGAUGCACCAUGCGUCGGUCAAGGGGGAGCAGGUCGAGUCGGAAGCUGCGGAGGUGCCGGGGAUCAAUUCUUGA
Molecule: messenger RNA, 1284 nt
Organism: Stereum hirsutum FP-91666 SS1
Lineage: Eukaryota; Fungi; Basidiomycota; Agaricomycetes; Russulales; Stereaceae
Exons: 3
Coding region: 1-1284 (427 amino acids)
Biological process (GO): positive regulation of gene expression
Source: RefSeq, a predicted model, not a curated record